Messenger RNA from Cercopithifilaria johnstoni, 1773 nucleotides. The record is from the annotation of a GenBank genome assembly. NCBI's taxonomy places the organism in Eukaryota, Metazoa, Nematoda, Chromadorea, Rhabditida, Onchocercidae.
AUGGUUCGAAUAAUACCAACAGUAAGUGAAGUAGUGAGUAAAAAUAUCUCUGUGGAAGAGUUUACUAAAAAUCAUGAAGUUUUACCAAAUAGCAUAAAAUAUGAGAAAGAACGGAAGAAGGCUACAAUUUGCCACAAACUUGGCUACUUUUUAACGAUGCGGAUGAUGAUUGCUGUAUUGAUGUCAUCAUGCUUAAUGGCAUUAUCAGUGACAACAACAAAUCUUGCUGGUUCCCUUGUUUGUAUGGUUGUAAAAGAUGAUGAAAAUAUGGCUAAUCCACGAAAUGAACGAUUUGAAAAUGGUAUGAAAGAAGAAAUAAAUGGUUCUGGGCAAAUUCCACAACCAUGUUCGUCUAACUUGGUCCAAAACAACGAAAUGAAAUUGUUAUUUAAUGAUAGGCCUGAUUCAGCACGUCUUUUAAAGCCAAAUAUCGAUGUUAAUCAAGGUUACAUUGAGAUACGAUCCUGUCACGUUGAUGGAAGAUUAAAUUGGACUAUGCUUGAACAAGGUAUGAUAUUAUGUGCCCAAAAUAUUGGCUCUCUUUUUAUGUUAGUAAUCGGUCCACAAGCAGAUCGCUUAAAUGGUAAAUGGACAGUAGCCGUGGCGCUAUUUGUCACUAUCAUCAGUGAUAUGAUGUUACCUCUUCUUGCUGCAAAGCAUUUUCUUUUUGCUAUUAUUGCUCGGACUCUUUGUGGAAUAGCCGAUGCUUUCCUUACACCAUCAAUUAGCUCUAUGAUUGUCCGUUGGUUUCCACCGAAAGAACGGUCGUUUGCUGUCGGAUUUAUUACGGGUGGUCGACAAAUUGGAAGCUUAUUAAUUUUACCAGUAUCAGGUUGGGUUUGUCUUAAAAAGGAUACAUUCGGUGGUUGGAAGUUUACAUUUUACAUUUCGGCAGUUAUUGCUGCAGUAAUGUUAUUUGUAUGGUUGGUUAUGUCAGCUGAUAAACCAUCGAAGCAUUAUUGUGUGAAAAAUGAGGAAAAAAUGUAUAUUUUAAGGAAAAUUAACGAGGAAUCAUUGGGAAAAAGAAAAGAACGAAAAAAUACGCCAUGGAAGGAAUUGCUAAUAUCUCGUCCAUUUAUUGUGGGAAUAUUAGCGGUAGUUUGUCAAGAGUAUCCGCUUGUUAUCACUACAACAUUACUACCAAUUUAUAUGAAAGAAGUGCUUCAUUUAUCGGAUGUUCGUAGUACCUUAUAUUCGGCAUUACCGUUAUUAGCACUAUGGAUCAGUAAGAAUCUCUCAUCAUCAUUGUCAUCGUAUUUGAGUGCUCGGAAGAAAGGAUGCUGUCCGAUUGGAAGGACAGUCCUUGUCAAGUCUUUUAAUGGUAUUGGCUCAGUUGGUCUUGCUAUCGGUCUCUUUAUGAUACCGUUACUGACACAUAGCACUCCAGCUUUGAUCGUUGUUUGUGCUGCAAAUGCAUUUGCUGGUUUGCAUACUCCUGGUGUAUUUACAGCUUUACUACAAAUUGGUCCGGCAUAUACGGGCUCAAUCACAGGCAUUGCUUUUUCUGCUGGACAUAUAGCUAACAUUGUGAAUAAACUCACAAAUGGAUUGAUUCUACAUUCGUGGUCCGGUUCUGCCGGUCAAUGGAAACUUUUGUAUACGAUAUCAGCAGUUGUUGCUUUCUUACCUGCGAUAUUUUUUACACUUUGGGGUUCCGCUGAUCUGCAACCAUGGGCAAUCCCGAAACUUAAACAGUCAUCUGAAUCAAGGAAGGCUGAUACUAACAUCGAUAGCGCAUUCCGAAACGAUAACUUCACAAGUAUAUCUUGCUGA